Molecule: messenger RNA, 534 nt
Organism: Plasmodium knowlesi strain H
Lineage: Eukaryota; Apicomplexa; Aconoidasida; Haemosporida; Plasmodiidae
Product: mago-binding protein, putative
Exons: 2
Coding region: 1-534 (177 amino acids)
Biological process (GO): exon-exon junction complex disassembly
Cellular component (GO): exon-exon junction complex; cytoplasm
Molecular function (GO): RNA binding
Source: RefSeq, a predicted model, not a curated record
AUGAACAGCAGAAAUGCCACAGGGAAUAACUUUUCAGGGAGUCCCAACUCCUUUGAAAAUAACGACAAUAGACAGAAUCAUUUGAAGGAAGUGGUGACACCGUUAGGCGAUGUUUACAUACUCAAUGAGAAAACUAAUGAGAAAUUUAUUAAGGGUACCCAGAGGAGUGACGGCACAUUUAGGAAAACCAUUCGCGUAAGGACGGACUACAUGCCGCAGGAGGAAAACUGCGCAUAUCAAGUGAAGGGUAAAAUACUAGAGCAGCAAUAUCAGAGUAGAAUUGCCAGCUCCAGCACGAACAUGUAUGCAAGGGAUAAUCCCCUCGACAGCAGUGCAUCAAGUGCAAAAAAGAUUAUCACAAAUAGCGCCCUGAAAAUUUUGGCGAAUAAGAGCACAGAAAGAAAGGUGCCAGGAUGGAACCCCAUUAAUGACAACGAAAAUGAGAAUGAAAAUCAAAACUCAAAGAACUCAAAAAAGAAGAAGAAGAAAAAAAAAAAAAAAAAGGCAGACGAUGAAAAAAUAGAGAAUGAAUAG